AUGUUGGGUAUGAGCUUGCUGGAUUUUGCUUUUCAGCGAGAUACCACAUGUGCCCGUCUCCUCUUCUACACGUUCACUGCGCCGGGUGUUGAUUCUCUUCAUCUUCACAGCGGCUGUCGGGCUCUUCCAAGCGAGGACAGGUUCACAGUCGUCGAGCUCAAGCAGUGGCUGGCACGGAAACGGAUGGAGCAGGAGACGGAUACAUCCACGGAGCAGGGCAGCGACGCGGACAGUGAUGCGGAGGACCCUGUGAAGCAGGUGGAUGACGGGUGGCAGAAGGUUUCUCAGGAUGGUGAUCAGCACAAGAAGGCAUGCACAGAGCAGGGCGGCAACGUGGACAAUGGUGCCGAGUGCUCCACGAAGCAGGAUUUGGGUCAAGACAAGGAAUCAUCCACAGAGCUGUUCUCUACGACGCAGGAUGGUGGUGUGGGCAAUGAUUCGGAGCUCUCCACAAUGCAGGCCGCAGCGGUUUUUUCUGGAAGCCGGUUGCAAUGCGCAGCCGCAGGCUUGGACUUGUCCUGA
This is a messenger RNA of Symbiodinium sp. CCMP2592, 522 nucleotides long. The record is from the annotation of a GenBank genome assembly. Lineage: Eukaryota; Dinophyceae; Suessiales; Symbiodiniaceae.